Homalodisca vitripennis (glassy-winged sharpshooter) is the source of this 798-nucleotide messenger RNA. Its product is annotated as early nodulin-75-like. The record is from RefSeq and is a predicted model, not a curated record. The transcript is spliced from 4 exons. Bases 13 to 672 code for a protein of 219 amino acids. Lineage: Eukaryota; Metazoa; Arthropoda; Insecta; Hemiptera; Cicadellidae.
GUGCAGGCAAGUAUGGCGUCUUGUAAUAAAAUGUUCGCCCUAAACCUGAUCUGUGUCUGCUUCGCAGUGGUGUUAGUUCACUGCAACCCUCAACCGGGUCAUGGAGGAGGACCUCCUACAAAUUCAAACAAUGACCCACCUGCAGCUUAUGACCCACCUUCAGCUUAUGACCCACCUGCAGCUUAUGACCCACCUACAGCUAAUGACCUCCCUUCAUGUUAUGACCCGCCGACAGUCUAUGAAGACCCUCUUUCAAUCAACGACCCACCUGCAGCUCAUGACCCACCUUCAAGUUAUGACCCGCCGACAGCCCAUGGAGAUCCUCCUUCAAACAACGACCCACCUGCAGCUCAUGACCCACCUGUAGCUUAUGACCCACCUACAGCUUAUGACCCACCUGCAGUUUAUGACCCACCUGCAGCUCAUGACCCUCCUUCAAGUUAUGACCCGCCGACAGCCCAUGGAGAUCCUCCUUCAAACAACGACCCACCUGCAGCUCAUGACCCUCCUUCAAGUUAUGACCCGCCGACAGCCCAUGGAGAUCCUCCUUCAAACAACGACCCACCUGCAGCUCAUGACCCACCUGUAGCUUAUGACCCACCUACAGCUUAUGACCCACCUGCAGCUCAUGACCCACCUUCAAGUUAUGACCCGCCGACGGCUCAUGAAUAGCCCCCUUCAAACAAUGACCCACCAACCGCUAAUUAGGAGCCACUUGUAUGUGAAUUUCCUCUAUAACACUAAAAUAUAGUUCAGUUUACUAUUUCAAUAUAUAUUAUUAAAUGCUGUUGAAAAUAA